GAAUAUCUGAUUUGGUGUAUUGAGUUUUCAACUUCUGUUCCCCAAUAUAUCUUUCUACGCAUUCACAGUGUUCUUUCUAUAUGUUUAUAUGUUUUUUGCUUUUUAUUUUUUUAUCAGGUUCCUUGUGGUACCGAAAAAGAACAAAAGCCCCCUAGAUGUCCUAAACCAUGUUGUAUAAUUCCUUUAUGCAGGCAUGGACCAAAUUGCAAGCCACACAAAUGCCAUUAUGGAGCUUGCCCCUCAUGCCGGUUAAUCUGUGAAGAAGAAUACCCCUGUGGCCACAAUUGCAAAUUAAGGUGUCAUGGCCCGAAACCUCCUCCUAAUCCAGAAUUCACAUUGAAGCCAAAGAAAAAGAAGUCAAAACAUCACAGUGAAUGUAUACCGGGCUCACCGUGUCCUCCUUGCCCAGAACUAGUGUGGAGGUCAUGUGUUGGUGAACACGUGGGAGAAGAGAGGAUGAUGGUUUGCUCAAAUAUAGCAGAAUAUUCUUGCAACAAUUUGUGUGGAAAUCUUCUUCCUUGUGGCAAUCAUUAUUGUACUAAAGUUUGCCAUGCCCUCAAGAGUCAGUCUUCAUCAUUAGGCCGACAUGGGAGAGGUGAAUUCUGUGAAGAGUGUGAUCUUCCUUGCCAAAAGGAGAGACAGCCUGCAUGCCCACAUCCGUGCCCCCAGCCAUGCCAUCGUGGUGAAUGUCCUCCUUGCAAAGUGCUGAUAAGACGAUCGUGUCACUGUGGUUCCAUGGUCCAAGUUUUUGAGUGUCUAUACUACAACAGCAUGUCUGAAAAUGAACAAAUGACUGUUCGUUCAUGUGGACGACCUUGCCAUGGGCGGUCAUUCAUUAUAGUGUUUGGUUUGGAGACACAGCCUGCAUGUCCACAUCCGUGCCCCCAGCCAUGUCAUCCUGGUGAAUGUCCUCCUUGCAAAGUGCUGAUAAGAAGAUCGUGUCACUGUCGUUCCAUGGUCCAUGUUUUUGAGUGCAUGUCUGAAAAGGAACAAAUGACUGUUCGUUCUUGUGGAGGACCUUGCCAUAGAAAGCUACCCUAUUGUACACAUCUAUGCCCAGAGAUAUGUCAUCCUGGUCAAUGCCCAGCACCUGAGAAGUGCUCUGAAAAGAAGAUUUUGUGGAGUGGCUAAUAAGAAGAACAAGGACUAACAGAACUAGGAAACCUGGC
This is a messenger RNA of Camellia sinensis, 1169 nucleotides long. NCBI's taxonomy places the organism in Eukaryota, Viridiplantae, Streptophyta, Magnoliopsida, Ericales, Theaceae. The record is from RefSeq and is a predicted model, not a curated record.